AUGUUCAACUCAUUUACGACUAUAUUCAUUAUAGGCAUUGUUGUAUUUUUCAUCGUUACUGUAUUCUUAGUUUGCUUUACGAGGUCUUCCAUUGAGCUACCGAUAUCGCUUGGUCAUUAUUCAGAGUUUGACGAUUGGCCGCUUGAUUCUGAAGAGUCAAUUGCGUGUCUACAAGAAGAUGCAAGAUUAAGUUAUGAUAGAGCAAAGAUUUGGCAAGAUAGACAUCCACCAGAUAGUAUACCAACAGACAUUACACCACCACAGUUCUUAUCGAUUCAGGAGAAGGGGGUUUCUGCGUUUGAAUUCGAGGGAGAGCCUGAUGCAAACAUCUAUGUAGCUGGAAGGACGGAAUUGCAGUUCAUUGAUGGUGAAUGCUCUAUUCAGACAAACCUACCACUGCCUAGACAUCAAGAAGUAUAUUACUGGGAGGCCAAGAUGUUUGAAAAGCCAGAAACAACUAUUGUAUCUGUAGGUGUUGCGACGAAACCAUACCCCACAUGGAGGUUACCAGGCUGGAAUCGAUACUCCAUUGGAUACUUUUCAAACAAUGGCUGCAAAUAUUUCUCAUCACCUUUUAACGGAAAACCAUAUGGCAUUCCCUUCAAUCAUGGAGACAUCAUUGGCGUUGGAUAUAGACAUAGAACAGGCACCGUGUUUUUUACACGCAAUGGCAGGAGAUUGGAGGAUGCAUACACUGGAUUACGUUGGAAUUUAUUCCCUACUAUUGGUGCGAACGGACCAUGUCAAAUACAUGUGAAUUUGGGUCAAUCUGGAUUUGUGUUUGUCGAAGCCAAUGUCAAAAAGUGGGGUUUAGCACCGAGCAUGGGCACACUACCAGCUCCUCCAGCUUACGGCAUUGAAAACGAUACUAUUUUGCUAGCAAGAGCAGGUGGACAUUUGUCAUCUUCCGCUUCAUCGAGUCGACAGCCUCAUGCUGACAGUGACGCUUAUUCAAUGCACAGUCAUCAGCAAUCCAACACCUUGAUCACCAUGGAUGAUAAUGAUGAAGGUGACCAUACCAACCAAAACUCUAUACCAGAUCCACCACCUUAUUCCAAUAGCCACUCGAACGAAAGAAACAAUUUGCUGGACUAA
Messenger RNA from Mucor velutinosus, 1095 nucleotides. RefSeq lists its product as uncharacterized. Gene Ontology annotation, biological process: protein transport to vacuole involved in ubiquitin-dependent protein catabolic process via the multivesicular body sorting pathway. Gene Ontology annotation, cellular component: endoplasmic reticulum. The transcript is spliced from 4 exons. Bases 1 to 1095 code for a protein of 364 amino acids. Lineage: Eukaryota; Fungi; Mucoromycota; Mucoromycetes; Mucorales; Mucoraceae. The record is from RefSeq and is a predicted model, not a curated record. Gene Ontology annotation, molecular function: protein binding.